Messenger RNA from Macrosteles quadrilineatus (aster leafhopper), 2991 nucleotides. RefSeq lists its product as uncharacterized. Gene Ontology annotation, molecular function: aspartic-type endopeptidase activity. Lineage: Eukaryota; Metazoa; Arthropoda; Insecta; Hemiptera; Cicadellidae. Bases 1 to 2991 code for a protein of 996 amino acids. The record is from RefSeq and is a predicted model, not a curated record. The transcript is spliced from 3 exons. Gene Ontology annotation, biological process: proteolysis.
AUGGACAGACAAAAACAGCAGUUACUGUCAGAACUUUCUGAUGCAUUGCUUUUCAUAAUCUGUUACCAAGUUAGCAAGUGGGCGCAUGUGGAUAAGCUGUUAGCUGAAACAAUCUUAGCUGGAGAAUAUUUAGCUUUGUUUGAAGCUGUAAAAUUAAGAGUCCAGAAUGUACUACAACAAAGUAACGAUGUAGUUAGUGCUCAUUCUGGAUCUUGCUGUAACAAUGCUAGUAAGAAGAAAUUUAAGCUCCCUAAAAUUGAGAUCAAAAAGUUUGAUGGAGAAUUGAUCAAUUGGCUACCUUUCUGGAGUCAGUUUAGCAAAAUUCAUAGUGACUCAGACAUUGAUUCAGAAGAUAAGUUUCAAUAUUUAUUGCAAUCCAUAGUUACCGGAUCAAGAGCUUUUGAUGUAGUUCAGAGUUUUCCUCCAACUGGUGCAAACUAUCCAAAAGCAAUUGAAUGUUUGAAAGCCAGAUUUGGUAAAGAUGACCUAUUGGUAGAGGUUUAUGUCAGGGAACUCUUGAAAAUUGUUUUACAAAAUGCUCUAGGAGGCAAGAACACAAUGAACUUACAAAGUUUAUAUGACAAACUUGAGUCUCAUAUGCGUGCAUUAGAUACCUUGGGAGUUACAACAGAUAAAUGUUCCUCCAUGUUAUACCCGUUAGUUGAAAGUUGUAUGCCUGAAGAUCUCUUAAGGGCGUGGCAAAGAAGCCCUUUGAAAGUAGGUACAGACCCUCAGGAAAGACUCAACAAUUUAAUGAAGUUUAUGUUGUCUGAAGUUGAAGGGGAACAGAGAAUCGGUCUAGCCAUGGCAGGUUUUGGGAUAAGUAGCUCUGGGAAGGAGAAAUCUUUUAAAAGGUCACCUCAAACUCAACCAGGUAAGAUAGACAUACCAACAGCUUCAUGCCUCAUGUCCUCUGGUAAAACUCAAAACUCUUAUACAAAGUGUGUCUUUUGUGAUAAGAAUCAUAAGAGUAGUAACUGUUUUGCUGCUCAGAAAUUGCCAUUGUCUCAUAAGGUGUCCACUUUAAAGGAAAAGAGGUGCUGUUUCCUUUGCUUGCAGCCUGGUCACCGUAUUAAGAAUUGUAGAGCUCAUUUGUCAUGUUCUAAUUGUAAAAGGAAACAUUAUCCUAUAAUGUGUCCUAGUAUUCAUUCCAAAGAAGUAGUGAAUGAGUGUGUAAGCAAAUGUGUUGAUGAGGUAUCUAAAGAAAUUACAGUAGUGGAAGAUACCGCUUUGGCCAAUAAAUCAAGUAGCAGAGUGAAAGUGUUUCUGCAAACAGUAAGGGCAAGAUUAAGAACCCCAGGUAGUAAUCAAUUUGAGACUGUUCGCAUUCUUUUUGAUUCUGGUUCACAGCGUUCUUACAUUUUAAAGGACUUGGCUGAAAAAAUGAAUUACGAAAGCUUAGGAGAAGAAACAAUCAUACACUCUCUUUUUGGUAAUGUCAAAUCUGGUGAAGUAAUUCAUAACAGACAUCGUGUGUUUCUAACCAGUCAAGAUUACAGUUACAACUGCAACUUUGAGGUAUUGAGUCAAACUACCAUAUGUGGGGAAAUUCCACCUGUUACCGAAGGUCCCUGGAUACAGGAACUUUUAGAGAAAAAUGUUUCUCUGACUGACAUACAUGAGACCGAGCUACCAAUUGGUAUUUUGAUUGGAGCGGAUAUAGUGGGUAAACUAUUCACGAGAAAUAUGAUUCAACUGAAAUCUGGACUAGUGGCUAUGGAAAUUCUGGGAUGGACACUGAUGGGUAAGGCUAUAAGUAGUGGUAGUACAGGUUCAACUACACUCUCCACUGUUGUAACAUCAAUGUUUAUUAAUGAUGCUGACAUAUCGGAACUGUGGAGAUUAGACACUAUAGGCAUUACUGAUACAAGUGAAUCAGUUUCCAAAGAGCAAAAGGCUUUGGCAGUUAAAAAGCAUUUUAUAAAAACUACCACUAUAAAUGAAGAAGGUCGAUAUGAAGUAAGUUUGCCCUGGGUUGAUUGUCAUCCUCCUUUGCCUAGUAACAGAGAGUUAGCCGAAAAGAGGUUAUCAACAGUUGUAAAGAAAUUGGAUGGUAACAAUUUAACCGAAGACUAUGACUCAGUUUUUAAACAGUGGUUAAGUGAUGGCAUCAUUGAAGCUGUACCUUCUGACGAUUUGAACAACAACUUUCACUACCUGCCACAUAGACCUGUAGUGAAGGAGAGUAGUAUUACCACACGAAUUCGUCCAGUGUUUGAUGCAUCAGCAAAGACCAAGUUUUCACCCUCAUUGAACGACUGUAUUGAAAAUGGACCAAAUUUAAUUGAACUGAUUCCUUCUGUUAUGAUGCGUUUUAGGGAAGGGAAGUUUGGAGUUAUUGCUGAUAUAGCAAAAGCCUUCUUACAGAUAUCGUUAAAUGUACAAGAUAGAGAUUUUCUUCGGUUUUUAUGGUUUGACAUCAAUGAAAGAAGCCGAAGUAUUGUUUACCGCCAUAAAAGAGUUGUUUUUGGAGUGAAAUGUAGUCCAUUUCUUCUAGGGGCAGUAAUUGAUCUGCAUCUUCAAAAAUCUAUGACUUCUCAGGAGUUUGAUGAUAAUGUGGUAAAGAAGCUGAGUAAAAGUUUUUACGUGGACAAUGUUUCGACCAGUGUAGAUACUUAUGAGGAACUAAAACACUUUGUUGAAGAAUCGAAACAAGUUAUGGCUGCCGCUAAGUUUGAUUUAAGAGGAUGGCAUGCCACGAGCGUCAUUGAAGAAGGAGAUAACAAGUUCGUCACUAAUGUUUUGGGAGUUCAAUGGAACUAUAUUGAGGACGUUCUGUUUUUUAACCUGACGAACUGUAUUAAAGAUUUGGACGUGUCUCGAAUCACAAAGAGAGACAUUUUAUCCAUAUCUCACAAGAUCUUUGAUCCAAUUGGUAUCCUUUGCCCUGUUACUUUGUUUCCUAAACUUCUUCUGCAAAGUAUGUGGGACUUGAAAAUUGACUGGGACACUGAAGCUGCCAAACUCAGAGAAGAAGUCGACGAAGCGUAA